This is a messenger RNA of Spirometra erinaceieuropaei, 12503 nucleotides long. The record is from the annotation of a GenBank genome assembly. NCBI's taxonomy places the organism in Eukaryota, Metazoa, Platyhelminthes, Cestoda, Diphyllobothriidea, Diphyllobothriidae.
AUGUCAACCAGAGGAACAUCAAAGCCACGACUGUUGCAGCAGAAGAAUCCGGAAUUUGCCCCUUUUUUUCUAAAGUCCGGCCAUCGAGCGGAGCCGGGUAGUGUCGAACGCCUUAAAUAUCUAGAGUCUCUGGUUAACGAGUUCCGCUGCACAAACUUGACCGAGUAUAAGGAGCAGGUAAAGGCAGCAUUUCACUUCCUAAUGUUCAGAUCAUUGCUAAUUUAGGCAAUUUUGCCCAUGAUCCAAGAAAUUCGUCUCAGCUACUUGGUAUCGGAGUUACCAAAUUGUUUCGUGAUACGAUUGAAUUAAAUUUGAACAAAUCGCGAUUGCAAGGCAAGUGAAGAUCAGUUGACGCCAACACCUCCAUAAUAAGACACUUUGUGGGAUAUUCCCGACGAUUGUGUAUGUCGUGUUAGAUGUUUACAUGCAGACUCGUUUUUCUCACCUCAUUAACGAUCUCCCCGUAAACGCAAAACUUGUCAGUCUUGCUGCAAAUGAGUUUAGAAGUUAGUCUUUGUUGAGUCCGUGGACUCUGCCCUAGCACUGCCUCUAAACCAGCUGCGGGGAGACCUCGGUUGAAGUAUCACAUCUAACGCUAGAUUCCAUAUCGCUGUUCAACGUGAUUAAGAAGUCCAUUUGUGGUGCCUUGCAGAGUGUCAGCCGUGAUCCAAGAUCGUAAGUUGUCAGUAAAGUAAGACGUUUUAUGACCUAAUCCUUGAAGUCUCAAUUCGCCGAGGGGCAGCCAAGUUACUUGCCGUACUUGUUCUUGGAAGUUUUAACGUCAUAGACAAGUUAAAAUGAGUCCUUGACCCAUUUUCCACUCCUUGCUCACCUACAGUGUCUCAGCCGUCUAAUCCGACUGCAUCACAGACGGAUCCGACGUCCUCCUCUCGACUCUUGUCCCUUUCCGUCGCCGGCUUGACAAAUCUCAUUUCCUCUUCUCAGCCCAUUCGCGAGGAUUUGUUCACGUCUGGUGGUGUUCCUCUCCUAGCCAACUGCCUACACUCUCAGGAUCCGGAAGUUAUAGUGAAUGCAUUGACCUCCCUUGUCUACCUGUGCACACCAACCGCUCAAACUCCAGCCCUAGACUCUGUUGGCGUAAAAGCUUUUCAGGCCUCCCUCCCAACUCUCUUUCCGGGUCUUUGUGAGCGAGUUAGAUCGUUAACUAGAGCCAACAGUAGUCUAUCCGAUCGACGAAUCCCAGUCCUCGCGGAAAUUUUUCUGACCGAUUGCUGUGGGGACAGUAUCUAAGAUGCCCAGUCCACAUAUCUCUAGAUUACCCCUCGUCUUCCUGACUCCCAAGUUCACGUCAGCGCGUUCACUGUUGCAACUGCCAUCAAGACUCUGUUAUGCACACAGUGCAAAGCUUUCUCCGACAAAGCUAUUGCACGAAUUUCCAGAGAAAACCAAAUCAAUGAAGGUCAGUGCAUACUCGUACCCCCUCUCUCUAUCCCCAUUGGUCUGUGAAUUACACGGACAUCCAGAUCAUUAGGUUACUGAUUGUAUGCAAAUGGUAAUCUAUGUUGACUAUUGACUGCAUGUACUGCGCUUGUUUUUAGACCGCUCACCGUGACAGACGAUCCACAGCCCCUCUGUCUUCCCUCUCUGUUCAAGAGCCUGUUUCUUCUGUUGCUUCAAUUUCCAAUGCUCUGCGUCUAACCGGACCUUCUCAACCAUAUAAACUACUCAUCGGUCCUGGUACGGAGGCUUCGGAAAGAGGUUAGUUAUCUGGGCCAGCUUGUUGGCCACGGUAUACUUUUUCACCACUCACAACAUUGUCGGGAUUUUGCAGCACAAAAACUCGUAUCCUCUUUACUGCUACCGCUUAUCGAGUUUUUAUGAUAUUUAUUUUCUUCGGCAGAAGUGUCCACUCGGACAUAUUUUCGAAAUGUCUGGGAAAUUAUGAGUACAGGCGGCUCCCCAACAGUCGCUCACAUCAUUAGUUCAAGCUUGUCUCCUCUAAGGCUUUGCUUUAAAAACCUAACCAGAAGGCAACCAUGGUAAGCAAAUUUAUUUAAUGACGAUUCGCUACCACCGUGUCACACUGCCGUCAUCGAAUGGAUAGAGUAUGGACGGCAUUGUCUCCCGGACCGAUGCUGCCCACUGGAUUUUUUCAAGCCUUCGAGAGUGUCCACGGACCCGACGCGACAUCCCCAUCGCCGCGAGCAUUCGCGUGUACCAUGUAUCUCUCCGGUCAGUCCUGUGCGGUUGUUAAUGCUGGGCUGUGCGCAUGGAAGAUGAGCAAAAACUGAAGACAUUUGACCGCUGCUGGAGGACUAUACUCCGAUUGAAGUUCACCGAAUUUGUCACAAAUGAGACAGCCGCACCCGCUGCGACACCUCAGGAAUAUGUCAGGCUAUCCAAGAAAGAUGGCUGCGGUGGUUUGGACACGUUUGUUGUCCACCUUAAGAACUCAGUAUUUCUGUCCCCGACCUGGUGCCGCUACCCACUUGAAGGCGUUGAAGGGGGGGGGAUCAACUCAGAACCUGACCUGACACCGUCCGUCACAAUAUGGAAGUGGUUCUCGGACCAUCGACAUUUCGUCGCCCUCCUAUGCCAGACUGCCGUCGGGACUCUACGCGCAGGGUUAUUCUUAUCUGAAAUUAAGGAAAAGAACGUCUAAGCGAUGUGGCCAUUGAUUUUGAUGUCAAAUUUUCGAAUCGUAUGCUUAUGUUUAAGAGCUGAAUCGAGUUACUUUUCAUCCGUUCUACGGGGAACGGUGAUCUUCCCUUGGUUUCGACAUCUGCUGUCACUGUUUUCCACUAUGCGUCAACUUACAACCGUCUUAUCUGGGGCCGAUAGACAAUCGAAACAAGUAUGCUACCUUUCGCAACUCUAUUAAAGAGCUGAGUAAUACUGCCUAUCCGCCACUAGUGCGAAUUGCUUGAACAGAAACACCUGCCCUCACACUGUCUUUGCCGGCUUGUGUGCCUCCACCAAACUGGCAGGAAUCAGAGCCAAAGGCAAGGCGUCGUGAGGACUUGACCAUUCAACUCAGCGGCCAUAGCAUAUUCGUGCACAACUUCACCUUGUUACUGUAUAAUGAGUCGUCUUCUGUACUUCAGAUCCACCUGCUCGCCACCAACCACCCGAUAAUGUCUAUCUGGCCGCCUCACCGGUGGUUCGCCGACCUGAUCGCCUGAUCCAUCACACAAUCUCUGUGUGCGCUGCGCUUUCCAAGGCUCGUCUCACAGGCCUCGUGGUUUCCACAGCACUUGCAGGCUGUACCCUUGCUGCACCAACUUCCUUUGCUUCUGAGGCCUUCCUCGCACAUCCGGCCGCCAUGAUGUUUGCUCUGGCUCUCGGCACUGGCCUGACAUCGGCCUCUGCCAACACAAUUAACCAGGUUAGUCAUGCCUCGUCAACAUCGUUUAAUUUGUUCUCCCUCUCCUUUACAGUGUCUCUCGGGUAUAGUAGUACUCCUUCACGCAGUCCCUUCUCCCGAUUCGUCAGCACCACUAGCAGUUUAUCCUAAAGAGGUCCGUUUAUGUGGGCCAUCUUGAAGUCACUUGAGGGUUGUUCUUUAAGCUGUUCAAGGCCCUACUUUUGUUCCUGUUCGUGACUUAGCCUUACACUAACCGACCCGACACUGGGUCGUUAGACUACAGCUCCUACUAGCUUAAGCCAGUGAGCUGACUGUGUUUAAUCAACCAGAUUCGAGCGUCCCUGCGUUAUACGUAUAAAUUAAACCGUAUGAGAUCUGACGGGCAAGACUGCAUUUUAGGAGGAGAUGCAUACAGAAGCUGCCAAUUAUGGCAGCGACAUGGCAACUGUGUCCUAUAAACGUUCUAACCCUUGCGCGCCCAUAAUGCCUAUCUCCGCCGGUUGGUUCGAGUCUGAAUUCGAAACACCAAUGAUCGCGUCCCAUUUUUUUAACGGCUUCUUAGAGCUCAGCCUUUCACUUGUAUCAGCAAAAUCGCACCUGCCGAGCGGAUACUCCGCGCCUCCUCCUUCAUCUGUGUUCCCAACUGUUCAGUAUAAAUGGCACAGGUUCUUCACAGAAUCUAUCGAGCUAAGAUUGUUGAGAGCUCAACCUCGCAUUCACUGAUCGUUUCUUCUCACCCCCUCUCCUCACCAACUUGUAAACAAGAGCUUUAUGCCGCUGAAUGCGGACAGAACCAGUAUGCCAACAAGAUAGGAAUCGGUUCGUCGUUUCACUCCCGGAAUUUUGAGAUUUCGGUAUUUUGUGAGUUAUUCAGUUUCCUGGUCUUAGAAAGUCAUGCAUAUGACACCAGGUUCGUUGUUUGAUGUCGUUUAUAGCUCCCGUUUUAGUUCUAAGUCAGUCCGAUGCCCAGCUUUUGCGACACUUGAAAUGUGAGCAUGCGCUCUGAUGAUUCCUCUCGGAGACAUUCAUGUCAACCGUGACCUCAUUAUUUGAUAGCAAACUCGCCAGAUGGCGACGGCCUCUUAGCCAUAGAACAACCGUUGAAGCUGGUAGGUUGAAAUUUCGCUCUUCCGAUGUGGCGAUUUGCAGAUUCCCGAGUUGCCUGCCAACACCUGUGGUCGCUCCAUCAGGUCUCGCAAAUCGUUUCCAUGAAUUCCAGGUUGUCUCCCUUGGAAACAUGACUUGGUUGGCGAUUUCGAUUAAGUCAUACUACCGGAAGAUAUGUUACUAAAGUUCUGGCCUCCCCUAGUGGUAUCCUACGUUUUCUGAUGCACUGUACCUAUAAUACUUAGUUUACUUGCUUCUGAGGUGGUCCGCUCUGUUUCCACGCGUAGCUAUCACCAAGCUCUCUUCUAAGAAGUCGCCCGCGGUGGGCGAACUAUUGUUCCCGCCUGUCUCGAAGUCGGAGUGAAUACUGUUUCAUUGCAAUAACCGACGUUCUGUCGUGGGUCUCGUUGCUGGGACACGGUCAACUAUGCAGCGUGGCUUUCUGAGCUGUUCGCACUGACCUGUGAGAAGGUAUAGUGUAGUGCUUAGUAGAGUAGGUUCCAUCCACCCCAGACUUAAUCAAAGCUCUGCACGGCCGGGCUCUGUUGUUUGCUGGACUGUCUAUGAUGCGUAAUUACAACAGCUUCCGCCCUCCGGAGGGGAACAGACUAUUUAGAUACACCACUGCUACUACUACUACUACUACUACUACUACUACUACUACUACUACUACUACUACUACUAAUACUACUACUACUACUACUACUACUACUACUACUACUACUACUACUACUACCACCACCACCAGAAGUAUUACCAUGACGUAAGGGAGAGAGUAGCGGCUACGACUACGGGGAGGGAGGGCGAGUGAAGCAGUAGGUUUGAUGGCCUCACUUCUCUCAGGUCAGUGAUGCGCCAAUUUUCGAUCUUCAUUUCAUCCCGCAGUCCUCGCCUGCUGGACACACCGCUUUUUGCUUGGCUCGACUUAUAUUCGAAGUACAGACGCUGUUCUGUGCGCAGGGGAAUUUUUCUACCUGCUAUCAAUCACCUUCUUUGUAGUCCACCACCUUCCUGGUGCCGGGAUUUUAAUCCCCUGCUAUCUAGAUUUUUGAUUAUGGUACUGUGAUACUGUAGUAGUCAUAAUUGCCCUUAUGUUUAUCUCUUCCCCAGAUAAUCGAGGUGCCCUACGACAGUCAAAUGAAGAGGACUCAAUCUCGACCACUUGUUCGCGGCCUGACAACGUAAAUUUCCGGUUUUUGUCUUUUCUCCGCUUGCGCGAUUUCAUUUGGAAGUACUUGUGUGGACACCUGACCAGUUCUGGUACUGCCUGUUAUUUCUACGGUCAUUAUUGACACCGCUGCGGUAGUUUGCCUGCACUGUCCAACAAUGAAUCGCGCGGUCUCCGCCUCCCUCUCCUUCAUCAGUUGUAGGGCAGGGUCAGAACUGCUCUGAUUGUAAGAUGGGAUACAAACGCCAACCAGUCAAUCUCCAUGCAGGUGUGCAGCGCGGGUUGCCAGCUCCACUCCACAGUUCAAUCCAGUAGACACCCCUUCCGUCACAUAGUGUAGGCCCCGUUUCAAAUCUAACUCAUGACCACCACCAUCAUGGACGAGUAGAGCCCUUAGCGGGCGGGACCUGCCUGUUAACCUAGCUGUGGGCUAUCGGACACAUCCGCAGGUAGAGGCUGGCCGUAAACUGCUCACAAGCCCUAACGGUAUUGCAGGGCGAAUAUUGCCAGCAAUAAACUCAUGCCUCACCCCUAGCCCUCCUAAACUUUCUCGCCAUGGGGUUGGAUGGAGACGCGUCCACAUUCAAAUUAAGUUACCACAGGAAGCCGUUAGUCCAGAAAGCCGCCCCACGCGCCUACUGUUCGGUGAGGCACGGCUUAACCGGUUUUUUGGACAGCCGGAAGGUUAUGAUCCUUGGACGGUGUUCAAAUGACGCCGAGGGGAACAAUUUCUUAUCCGACAACAGUAACCGCCACCACUGGUGUCUCAUGCAUCGUGAUCUACGAAGGCCACUACUAUUCGAACGGUGCACCGCUGACAUGCGUGCCAUACACAUGCCUUCCUCUGCACGCAAAUGAAAUGAACUGCCAUGAACGCCGCACUAGAGCAUAGUCACUGAAACCUGAUUCUCAGCCUAUCGGAGGACCCUAGUUAUCGCCAGUCGGCAACAUCCAACGCCACGACCAUAAGCAGUGUUCCUGUGAGCGACUAUCUUGCACUUUUGGAUAGCCUCGUGGUGUUCGACCAUCUCAUUAGUGCUCAUUCCGUCGCUCUAGCAUAGAUGCCGUAUCACUUUCAUUCGCGGAGUCCAUAGUCCUGGCUUGCACCACAUCAACCACUGUGCGCGGACUCCAAUCCAGUAAACUUGGUUGUAACCUCUAGGAUUAAAAGAGUUUACCGAUGUCAGUCCGUUGACACAUCUAUCAGUGCUGCAAAGUUGGAUAGACUUUAAAGAGUUUUUGUUGCCCGAUUUUUGGUAGCUGUAUCGGGUAGCGAUGCAGUCUCGGCUUCUCAGUUGAUAGUCUACUCUUUGCUUGGAAUGGUGGAUAAGCGAUUUUAAUCCUAAACUUGACUUGAAUACAGUAGUUUGUGCUUGAAAAACCAGCAACAAGCACUUUAUUUCUACCAUAAGACAUCGUCGUAUUACGUUGGCGGCACGCCCAGGUGCGGCUUCGGCCGUGCCAGCCUCCAAAUCUCUGUUGUGGUUGGUUGAAAUCCUGGUCAUUUGUUGUGUGGACCAGGGGGUGUGGUGGAACGCCAAGGUGAGGAUCCGUCCGAGCCAUCCACCUGCGGCCUCCCUCGUCUCCGGUCUUCUUGACUCUGUCUUGACACCGGGCACGGGCGGGGGAGGAGGAGAGAGUGUAGGUAGAUGCUACGCAAGUCUACCGGCACUAUAAACCCCUGCGUAAGUCACCGUCCCUGCUCCCAUUGCUGCUGCAGCUGUGGGGCACACGGUGGACAUCAUCGAAACCGAUGGUCGAACUGUCAUUACGUUUUGAAGGAACACAUGUACAUUUUCACAUAAUACCUACCAAUUUAGUGGCCUCAUUUGUAAUGCCUUAAUAACCACUGCCAGCUACCCAUAGAUGUGACGAACUACGCUGUUUCGUGUUGCCUAAAUAUUAGACCUGAACAUGCGUCAGUGUUUGCCGCCAUCUCUGGACUCUCUGGCGUGAUCCUGCUCUACAAUGCUGUGAAUCCCUUGGUCGCAGGACUGGCGCUCGCCAACCUUCUCCUCUAUACCUCCGUCUACACACCUCUGAAGCGUAUCACCCAUGUAAACACCUGGGUUGGCUCUGUGGUGGGCGCAAUCCCACCUCUGAUGGGGUGGGCAGCAGCAACAGGACAUCUUGAGUGGGGUAAUUGUCUUUCUAGACCUCUGUACUGAUUUAAUUUCAGUAGACAUUUCAAGUAACUAUAAUUGCAUGUAGUAUGCGUUUUCUGGGCUCGUUGAGGCAUGUAGGUACAUCGCUGUUGGAAAUAGGAUGCUGACAUGUAACGCAAGUAAAAGCACUGCACCAGUAUCUGGUCGAAGGAAUCGAAAUAUUUCAGUAUUGGGAUGUCAAGCCUCCUUUUGUGUAUAGGCCCUGUUUGGACUGUAAUUGACUCGAACUUGGCGUUUUCAAUUGAUCGUAAUGCAUGUGACCGGACGGAUGUAGUCGCCCGCGGUCUUUAGGUUAUGGGCUUUCUGUGUCCAGUUUCCAGCGUACGCAUGACAACUUGGGACAAGUGGUGUCUCCUUUUUACGACCAACUGAUGUUCGUGCAUUCCUGUAGAGGCCGAUUUCCCAGUCUGACCACAUUAAACCGCAUUACAGGUGUUGCAGGGUAUCUUGUAGACGACUUCCUUAUUAUCUAAAUAGCCAAGCCUAUCCAUAGGGUGUACAAGCUGGUUACGAAGUGUAGUCGUCAGCUUGUGCGCCACAUGUAUUUGGUGCUUCCUCAGAUGUCGUUUAACUAGUUCGGGCACAUUCGUAAUGUACGGAAGUGUUCGCCAGUUUUUUGGUUUGGUCGCCUGAUCGGAACAAUCUAGUUCCUUGUCAUUUUCUUUUAACUCCUGCCGUUUCAUGCAUCAGUGUAGAAAAUAUCUAGGAUACCCAUUCUUGGAAAACAGUUUUAACAAAUAAUUCAGUUUUGUUUGACAGGUUUCUUUGUCAGAGCAGUGAGUUCUUGCGAGAUCGGCAGCUUCCAUCAGGGGCAUAAUUAAUUAUUUCAGUGAAGAAAAAUCACUGCUAUAGACGUGGCAACCUAUCUAGAACUUACGAUAGCUUUUUUUUUACUUUGAUUCCGGCAUGGGCGGUGCCUAUGCAGUGUACAAAUGUAUUUGAUUCGCGGACUCAUUGUUAUCUGCUCUAUCCGUUUAUUACGAACCUCUGAGUCAUUCAAAGGUGCUUUGGCGCUCUUGACAGAACGCAUAAACCAACUGAAAGUUGCUGAUAGACGCGAACAGGCGAGUUCCAGGUAGCAGUUCCGAAAACAGGUGCGAUCACUGAAACAAUAAAUUUAUUGGCCCGACGUAUCGAAUUCUCACGCGAACUCAUCAUCAGAGACGGUCGCAGAUAAGGGUAAUGGUGGCACAAGGAGUGCAGUAUUUGUAGCACGUGACUUCCGUGGGACCAUAUGCGUACUGUAAUUAACAGCUCUCGCAAUCACCGCUAGGCAGGGGAAUUGGUCACGUGGGGAGGGCGCGGGUGAGCAACUAUCCCGGUGACAGUGAGCCAAUUUGCCGAGCAAUCCUGACACCAACACCUAACACGGAUGACGAAAUCACGGCGGCAAGUAACGACUCGGAUGCGGGGAGUGAACACCACAUCUGACCUUUUAAUUAAGUCCUUCGGCGUCGAUCGCGGAGGAAGCACACCGACCUCGAAGUCCUCAAACUACUUCAGAGCUUCCCGCAGAAGGCGAGUUUCUCAAAAAUGCCCGAAGUGACCUAUUAUUUCCACCGCAACAUGCAUACGAUCUUCCAGUACUGCCCACAUCGUGACAGAUGCACUUAGCGCAGUUUGUAAUUUUAAUUUUUUUGAAAAAUUUUUCACAAGGAGCGGGAGCGGGCACAACUAGUAGUUAUUUACUUCACGAUGGAGACUUGGGACCUACAGUAGGUGGGCCAACUCAUGAAAUGUCAGCCGAAAUUCCGAAGUAUGUUUUCGUUUCGAAAAGAUUAAUUAAGUAGGGUUGUAAAACUAAUCGGUCUGCAAUAUAAUUCUAUAAUAACUCAGUUACCUCGAACGAACGGCCUUCCGGCUGCACACAAAAACUGUACUCUGUAAAAAAUGACUAGCAUGCAUUUGUCUAAUUGAUUUUUGGUGCCCCUUAAAGUCCAGAUAUAUUUUAUGGAAAUCGUAAAUAAAAAUAUUCAUUCUUUCGCUUACUCGGUAGAGAAUUACGUCUUCUUUCAAUUUUAUACUCGAAAGAAGGAAAAAAUUCGGUUUUAAAAAGUUUUUUAUUGUGAGACUUUUAAACACCUUGAAAUGGCCGUUCAUAGAACGUCAUGUGUCUGCAUUUACCAAUGUGGCUUCUAAAGUUAACAACAUGGAUCAAAUCCAGUGCUAAAUUUUAUGAACCCCAUACAGUCUACUCUCAAUACCGUAGAGAAGUGUGUGGUUUCCCGUACACGGAAAAUACAUGAUUUGUAGUUUGGAAAUCCUGAAUGCAAGUGUGACGGCAGAGGGGUUCAAAAUUAUUCGGAAAUCAGAAAAGUUUUUAAACACCGAAUAAUACCUUUCCUUCGAGUAUAACAUUGGAAGAAGACGUAAUUUCCUACCGAAUAAGUCAAAUAAUGAAUAUUUUAUGCAUGUUUUCCAUGAAAUAUAAUUGGACUUUAGGAGCAUCGAAAAUCAAUGAGAAAGAUGCAUGCUACUUAAGUAGUCACUUUUUACAGAGUAUAGUUUAUGCAUGCAGCUGCAAAGAUGUUUGUUCGAAAGCCGGCAUCCAUAGGUAACUGAAAUAUUAUAGAAUUAUGUUGCAUGCUGACUCGUUUUACAACCCUACCUAAUUAGUCUUUUCGAAACGAAUACGUAUUUCGGAAUUUCGGUUGACAUUUCAUGAGUUGGACCGCCUACUGUAUAUAUCCGAAGGAAAUAAGUCAUCUGGGAAAGAUAGCACAAUUUGUUUCGUAAAUUGCCGACUUUGGUUCUCCAAUUCGUCCUUAGAAUUGAAGCAGGCGUGCAAAACAGUUAAAGUUUAAGCACGCUUUAAAUCGAUAUUGCUCUGUCACUCCUGCCAGUCAGCCUUUACUGUGGGUUUUGUCCCUAGUUAAACUGCUGGCGCCACAUCUCCGAAAUAUCUCGGACGACCUUGAAAAUAGUGGGAGGGACGGGGUGUCGUAACUCAAAGACGCUCCGCUUCGGAUAGACAGUGGUUGCCAUAGCAGUAAACGCCACUCCUUCCAGCAACUGCGCAUUCCAGAGGAUGCAAGGGAGUAGCACUUGCAGGGAAUAUACAGUAGGUGGUAUAACUCAUGAAAUGUCAACCGAAAUUCGGAAAUGCGUUUUUGUUUCGAAAAGAUUAAUUAAGUGGGGUUGUAAAACUAGUCAACCUGCAGCACAAUUCUAUAAUAAUUCAGCUACCUCGGGAUGCCGACUUUCGAACGGACUGCAUGCGAAAACUACACUCUGUAAAAAAUGACCACAUAAGUAGCACGAAAUUUUCUCAUUCAUUUUCGAUGCCCCUAAAUUUCCACUUAUAUUUCGUGGAAAAAAUGCAUAAAAUUUUUUCAGUCUUUCACUCAGUCCGUGGACAAUUACGUCUUCAUUCAAUUUUAUACCGGAAAGAGGGACAUAAUUCGGUUUUAAAAAAAGUUUCUAAUUUUGAUGUUUUUAAUAACGUGAGAUGGCCGUUCAUAAAUCGUCAUGUCUCUACAUUUACCAGUGUGGCUUGUGAAAUUAACAAUGCGGAUCAAAUUCACUGCUACGUUUUACUAACCUUACAUGGUCUCUCUCUACUACCUUGGAGAAAUGUGCGGUUUUCCUUAUGCGGAAACCCUGAAUCCAAGUGUAACGUGAGAGCUGGUUCAACAUUAUUAGGACAUUGGAAACGUUUUUGAAAACUGAAUUGUAUCCCUCGUUCGAGUACAAAAUUGGAAGAAGACGUAAUUGUCUGCCAAAUAAGCAAAAGAAUGAAUAUUUUUAUGCAUGUUUUCCAUGAAAUAUAAUUGGGUUUCUAGCGGCAUCGAAAAUCAAUGAGAAAAAUUCAUGGUGUUUAAGAGUCAUUUUUUUACAGAGUGUAGUUUUUGCAGGCAGCCGCAAAAAAAUUCGUUCAAAAGCCGGCAUUCUGAAGUGACUGAAUUAUCAUGAGGUUAUGCUGCACGCUGAUCAAUAUUACAACCCUACUUUAGUAGCCUUUUCGAGUCCAAAAUGCAUUUUAGAAUUCCGGUUAACAGUUCAUGACUUAGCACAUCUUCUGCGUUGGAUGGAGGCGGUCCCCACGACACUCGCACCAGCCACUAGGCAUCUGUGUCGAAGAAGGCAGAGGCGGGGGGAGGCACAACUAGCAACUAUUUACUUCCCGAUGGAGGCUUGGGACCUACGUACCAGGUGCCUUUCCCGUAAGCUGCCCAACCACGUCUGUGAACUCAUCUACAUGUUCUGCCUCCUGAAUCACAGUGCUAGCCGAUGUUAGCCUGCUAAACUUUCCUCCUGGGUUAUUACAAGACAGUGUCCUUAUACGCAGGUUGUUUAAGUAGCCUGUUAUUUCUGCGUUUCAGGGUCUCUAAUGUUGGCAGGCCUACUGUACUGCUGGCAGUUCCCCCACUUCAUGGCGCUGAGCUGGAACCUACGACAGGACUACGCCAGGGCCGGCUACGUCAUGACCUCCAAUGUGAAUCCAGGCCUCUGUAAGCGCACCUCUCUGCGUCACGCAGUUGCCUGUGCCCUCGUCUGCUUGGCAGGCGCCGGUUGCAGCGCCGUCAGUCUGGGCCCCUGGGCCGGUUGGUCUCUCGGUCUCGGCAGCCUGCCUGUGAACGCCGCCCUCAUCUACUACGCCUGGGGCUUCUACAAGGCCGCCCCGGAGGGCAGUUCGGCAGCGGCGAGGCGCCUCUUUCGCGCCUCUCUCAUCCACCUGCCUGUUGUAAUGAGUGCGAUGCUCAUCUGCACUCACUGGAGUUCUGCUCCGUGGAUUUGA